Molecule: messenger RNA, 1495 nt
Organism: Helianthus annuus (common sunflower)
Lineage: Eukaryota; Viridiplantae; Streptophyta; Magnoliopsida; Asterales; Asteraceae
Product: WAT1-related protein At2g37460-like
Exons: 7
Coding region: 64-1209 (381 amino acids)
Cellular component (GO): plasma membrane
Molecular function (GO): transmembrane transporter activity
Source: RefSeq, a predicted model, not a curated record
CGUAUUUCCAUUCAUCUUAAACAAGUGGUUUCAACUUUCAAGCUAGCAAAUAUACAUAUCACGAUGAAUAAGCAUGUCGAGGGUAAAAGAUUAAGCGAGUUUUUUAGAAAGGGGAAACCCUUUUUUGCAGUCGUCUUUUUGCAAUUCGGGUUUGCAGGAAUGGAUGUUAUUUCUAAAGUUGCGUUGAAUGAAGGAAUGAGUAAUUAUGUGUUUGUUGUUUAUCGCCAUGCUGUUGCCACCGUUGCCAUGGCCCCUUUCGCCAUGGUUCUAGACAAGAAAGUAAGGCCAAAGAUGACCAAAUCGAUUUUUGUGAAGCUUAUGCUGCUUGCACUAUUGGAGCCAGUUAUUGAUCAGAAUCUUUAUUUUCUAGGGAUGGAAGCCACAACAGCAACAUUUGCGGUUUCAAUGACCAACGUUCUUCCAGCUAUAACUUUUAUCAUGGCCUACAUUUUAAGGCUUGAGGCGGUAAACCUAAAAAAUAUCCGCAGCCAAGCAAAGGUAGUUGGAACAAUUACAACCGUUGCAGGAGCCAUGCUUAUGACACUGGUUAAAGGCCCUUUGUUGGAGCUAUUUUGGACAAGGGGACGAAAUAACAUAAAUGUAAUACACAACGGUGUAGAUUUACGUCAUUCUCUCAAGGGUGCUAUUAUGAUCACGGUUGGAUGUUUUAGUUGGUCUGGCUUCAUGGUUUUGCAAGCAAUUACACUAAAGUCUUAUCCGGCUGAGCUGUCUUUAACUGCUUGGAUUUGCUUCUUGGGCACAAUUGAGGGAGCCAUAGUGGCACUAGUGAUGGAGAGAGGGAAGGCAGCAGUUUGGGCUGUUAAGUGGGAUACCACUCUUCUAGCAACACUCUACAGUGGGGUAAUGUGUUCGGGUCUCGCUUACUACAUCCAAGGAAUUAUAAUGAAAGAUAGGGGUCCUGUUUUUGUGACAGCAUUCAGUCCGUUAAGUAUGAUAAUAGUAGCUAUCAUGGGCUCCAUUAUUCUAGCCGAGCAAACAUAUCUAGGAAGGGUUCUUGGAGCUAUUGUGAUAGUUGCAGGGCUUUACAUGGUUGUUUGGGGUAAAAGCAAGGAUAACGAGCUUUCUAUUGGUGAGCAAAUGUCACCAGAAAAACAAAUAUCAGAAAAAGAAUCUGAAGAGAACUGUUGUCAGAAGGUUAUUACUAUCAAAUCAUCGGAUGGAGAUAAUCAGACAGCUGAUGUACAGUAAAAGAUUGAGUCAGCUGAGCCUGAGCACUUCAUCCAUCUAUUAUUUAAAAAAAAAAACAAUGUGGUAUAGGUUGGGGUAGAAAGCAGCAAAAUAAGGCAUUAGCCUUAAUGAACAAGAAAAUGAACUUCCCUUAGAAAUGGUAGUGUUUUUUAUUUUCUUAAUCAAUGUUAUUAACCUGCUUAUGUAACUAUGAUAGUAUGAUCUAUGUAUUUAAUAUAGGUGAUAUAUCCGUUAUCGAUCCCCAUGUCAAAUAUUUGAUUAAUAAUUGACCGACAUAGUUCUACCA